AGACCCUGCCCCAACCUCCCACCCUCCAAUUCCAGCUCGGUUUAGCUGGACUUAAGUUUUUCCGCGGAUCCACUUCCAGAUAGUUCUCUGGCGUUUCUCGGGAAUUUCGGAUUCUAGGUCGUGGAGAGUAAUUGGGAAGAGAGAAGAUGAGCUGGGCGUUCCUGACCAAGUUGCUGGAGGCUGUGACCCAGCACUCCACCCUGGUGGGGAAGCUCUGGCUCUCCGUGCUGGUCGUUUUCCGACUAGUGCUCCUGGCCGUGGGUGGGGAGGCCAUUUACCGGGACGAACUCAGUGGCUUCUCCUGCAACACAGCACAACCUGGCUGCCUAAAUGUUUGCUACGAUACCUUCGCGCCUCUCUCCCACGUGCGCUUCUGGGUAUUCCAGAUCGUCCUGGUCACUGCGCCCACCGUGUUUUAUCUGGGCUAUGCCGUGCACCAUCUGUCCCGGCGCCAGAUGACCCAGAAGCUAGAGGAGGAGGAGUCUCUGAUCCCGGGAAAGAAGUCCUGUAAGGAUGGGGCCCACGAUGGUCACAGGAGGAUCCGCAGGGAUGGGCUCCUAGGGGCCUAUGUCGCCCAGUUGCUGGUGCGGACUGCCUUAGAGGUGGCCUUCCUAGCGGGCCAGUAUCUGCUCUUUGGCCUGAAAGUGCCUCCCGACUAUGACUGCAAGCAGAAUCCUUGCCCUCAUGUCGUCGUUUGCUAUAUAUCUCGUCCCACGGAGAAGACCAUCUUCCUGCUGGUCAUGUAUGCAGUCAGUGGCCUCUGCCUCCUGCUCAAUCUGAUCGAGUUGCUGCACCUGGGCCUGGGGAGCAUAAGAAAUGGUAGAAGCCUGAAAAAUGGUGGACAUCACCCUGCCCCAUCUCCUCAUUCCAAGGCUGGCAAGCUAGAACAAAUGCAGAGACAGUUGAAUCUGGUCCAGGAGCAAAUGGGCAUGGUAUUCAAUCAGGGCCCUCUUUUGGCUACAGAACCUACCUCUACAGGGCAGUCUCCAGACUACAGUUUAUUUGCUCAGCAAAACUGGCAUAACCAAGCCCAGAAAUAGGCCCUGCUCUCCAACACAGGUCUGUGAAAAGUGGAUUUAUUUACAGAUUUUCAUCACAACUUGAACUUGGCAUCUGGACUCUGGAAGGGAAAAUCUAGAAAUAUAUAUAAAGGAAAUGGUGUUUUGUUUAGUACUUGAUCUUUUAAUGAGCUAUUUUAAGGUGAGUGUUCAUAGGUGGUCCCUUUUAUACUCCUCACCACCUGAAACCUGUCACAAUCAAAUGGCCACCUUUUCCUUAAACACCACCAGAGAAUUGGACUAUCCAGAAUAAUGGACCUAGAAACAAUCCUGAGAAUGGAACCCACAAUCAUAGAAGAGUCUGAAGGGUUGGGCUUCUGGGUUGUGAAUGAGGUAUUUUGGGCAUUUGCUAGAGUAGUCUGUCUUAGAGAUAAAGCCUUCUGCAACUUGACCUAUCUACUGGCUUUUGGUAUUUGAGUCUAUAAGUUUUGUGGACCAAUAAACAAUGUUUGUAUUAAA
Messenger RNA from Monodelphis domestica (gray short-tailed opossum), 1517 nucleotides. RefSeq names its product gap junction gamma-1 protein-like. The record is from RefSeq and is a predicted model, not a curated record. Gene Ontology annotation, cellular component: connexin complex. Gene Ontology annotation, biological process: cell-cell signaling. Lineage: Eukaryota; Metazoa; Chordata; Mammalia; Didelphimorphia; Didelphidae. Gene Ontology annotation, molecular function: gap junction channel activity.